Molecule: messenger RNA, 2506 nt
Organism: Planococcus citri (citrus mealybug)
Lineage: Eukaryota; Metazoa; Arthropoda; Insecta; Hemiptera; Pseudococcidae
Exons: 2
Coding region: 517-2388 (623 amino acids)
Source: RefSeq, a predicted model, not a curated record
AGAGAAAAUGAAUAAAAUUUAAAAAUUAUAUCUCGUAUUGUUGUAUGUAUGUGCGUUCGUUAAGUCUAAGUGACGUUAAGUAAUUACACUUUUGACAGUGUUACCACUCGCGUGAACGCAUCGUGAACGUUCUGCUGAUUUCUGUUUCUUUUUGUCUAUUAUUGUUUGUUCAUUGUUGAUGUUGACCUGAAGUACACAUUUUUGUGAUUGUGUUUCAUGUGUUUACUGUUUGGAUUUUGAUAAAAAUUUAUUCGAAUUCGAAAUUUUGUGUAGAAAAUGUUCAUGUCUGAAGUACUAAGAUUGUUUAUUUUGAAGUAAUGGUUCGUUUCUUGAUUUCAAAAAGUUUGCGUGUUGUGAUUUAAUAUACGGAUUAUUGCGACUGCGUAUGAUUUGCAAUCCUGUAGAACCGAGUUGAUAAGAACAAUUAGUGUCCAUUUCACAGAAUGUUCGUUAAAAAUUAAAAGUGAAGAUAUCAAGACUCUGUUUGCGGUCAAACGUUGAAAUUAUAAAAUCAAAAUGAACGACGACCAGACUCCAUCCAAUGAUACAUUGAUUUUCUACCUUCAUGCCGGUAAGCUAGUCGAUAUGGCUGCGGUCUCUUUGUUGGCUGCAUUGAAGCAUCAUAAAAUAACGCAGAUCCAUCGUGGAAACAAAGAAAUCAAUAUUUUAUGUUAUGAAACGGAUCUAAUCAGCGUGACUUUUCCUGAAUCUAUUACUGACAUGCUGCAUGUAUUGUCUGAUCGUAUGGACAAACCUAUAGCUAAGUGGUGGAAAUACCACUGGGAGCGAGUGUUCUUUCGUAAUAUGCCGUCGAAUGAUAUGAUUGCAUUGUUUGACCAGUUGGUAUGGCUUCACGAUGGCUCAAUAAGCUUCGAACAAACGGCCAGAAAGUUGUUGGAUAGCGAUAAAUUGACAAAUGUGCAGAAGUUUCAAAUUGCUUGCACGUAUUGUUUCAUCGAUGACGUGAAUCGUUUGAAACAGUCAUUGUCGCCCGACGAGAUACAUCUCGCCACCGGAUCAUUUUGUACGGAUGUUGAUCCAUUCUUGGUGUACUGGUGCUGUAAAAUACGACAUAUGACGGGUAAUUGUUAUCUGACGAGCACGAACAUUAAUUUCUUUGCCGAGUUGAUAAAACCUAUCUGUAGAAAAUACUAUAACCACUGGCCAGUCCUGGAGUAUUUUUGGAAACAGUCAGUUAAUGAAGAAGAGUUUGUGGAGAAAGCUGAACGAAUUAUUAAUUAUGUCCCUGACGGUCCAUCGGUCGAGCUGAUCUGGCACCUUCUUCCAAAAUUGACUAGCUCACAACUCGAUUCGAUAAUACACAAGUUUGGUGACACAAUUACGCUCUGUUUCGCCAAAGAGCCCAACUACGUCGAAUAUACAAUGUUGACCUGGAAACGUGUGGUGAAUUUAAUCGAUGAUCAUUCUCUUAAUCGAGUUCUACGUUCCGUGACAGACAUGGAGGCAGAUCAAGAUUAUGUUGAUAGUCUAUUACGCGAAAUGUGGCUCUACAUGUCCGAAAAACAGAAAAAGUUCAUCGCCAACCAACAAGAUUUCGAUUAUGUGGUACAGUGGAUCAUUGAUUGUGAAUCGAAUUCGGCAAAUUAUCAGCUAAUUUUCGAGAUAUUUUUGCUUUGGGAUUCUGAACGUAGGCGUCAACAAUGGGAAGCUAAUUGGACUAAUUUAGUUAUUGGUCAAAUGGAACAUAAAAACAAAAUCGAAGAGAUAAUGAAGAUGAUCUUUGAUAAUAAUGAAAAUAUCGCUGCUUUCAAACGCACUGUCAUGACCGAUUAUAAUUCAAUCAAAACAGUUUGUGAAAGCCUAUUGAGUUGUGGACAUGUCCAGGAGAUACAAAACUACUUGAAUUUUUGUACAGAAGACCUGGAUGUAAUCCGAAAUUUGAAAAAGCAAAUCAUUACGUCAAUUCCGAAAAACGGCAUGUUUUAUUUUCUUUGCGAUUGUUGUGAUAACAAGGACGUUCACACUAAGUUUGAAUAUUUUUUGCGCGACAUAUUCGCAGUUGACGAAAUUGAAAAUUUUCAGAAGGAUGUGUUAAUGAGUAGUUUGGAAGAAAUGGAAGAAAUGCUGCGCAGUGGAUGCGUUUACGAACUUAUACAGUGCGUUGAAAAAUAUAUAUCCAACGAAGAAGAUCUGUACACAAUAAAGCUACAUUUAAUCAAAUACUCCCGCGACCACCAUAUUGCCAUAAACAUCAAAAUGGCAGAUUGGGUGCAUUUUUCAUCUUGGUGUUAUGAGGGCAACAGCAGUCUUACAAAGCGGUUUAAAAGUUCAUUACAACCUACCGAAGCCGAAGUGUCCGUUAAUGUAGAGAUGGAGCAACAUUCUCUUUAUGAAUCUUUUUGUAGUAGUUUUUUGAGCAGUGAGUAAAAAAUCGAAAUAUUUGUGUGUUUUUUAGAUUCUUUUUUUUUAAGGUUGAUGAUAAUCCGCCAAAAUAUAAAUGUGGUCAAUCACAUGUUACUUUUUUGUUUUAUUCACGGAGCCGAGA